UUGGCUCAGACGCUGCAGGCCCCGCCCACUUCGUGGGCAGAGCUACGGCGCGGCCCCCUCUCGGCACACGCGCAGAGCCUCUCGCCGGCAGAACGCGGAGGGAGCUGAGGGGCUAGUUAGCGGGAAGCGUUGCACUAAUUCAGGCGGUGACGAGGUUCCUACAGUAUUGCCUGUGACAAAUUCAACUAAGGAAAUUGGAGACUGCUGUCCCUUCAGUACUGACCACAACAAUGAGAAGUCAUUUAAGGUUGCUUUAACUUGACAUUUUGUGCUUUAUUCUAGUUCAAAUGUUCGUCACAAGAUUAUCAGAUCAGAUGAUACUGCAGAAGGUGUUAAUGUAAGUUAUGCUAAUACGUGAAACAGAUGUUUGAAGUCUGCGUCAUAUAUAACAAAAUGGCUUGGACUUUGUGAUCCUUAUGUGAUAACACUUACCAAGUUUUCAUUCUACAAAGAUGGAUACAAUGAAAUUAAAGCAUCAUAUUAAUCCAUUCCUCCUUUACAUUAUAAACUUUGUGAUCUGGCUGUACACAGUCAUAACGUUUAUUCCAUGGUAUUUAUUUUCUGGAUCAAGACAUGUCAUUGCGAAGUCAAAGCAAAUCAAAGCUAAACCUGUACACAAUAAGCCAGGAAAUCCAUAUAGAUCAGUGAACAGUUUGCAUUGUUUAGCAUCUGUAUUAUAUCCUGGGUGUGAUACACUUGACAAAGCUUUCAGGUAUGCUAGGAGUAAAUUUAAGGACAAACCACUUCUGGGAACACGGGAAAUCUUAAAGGAGGAAGAUGAAAUUCAGCCAUCUGGAAAAGUUUUUAAGAAGGUAAUCCGUGGAAACUACAACUGGCUCACAUAUGAUGAUGUUUUCAACAAAGCUAGACAAUUUGGUGAUGGAUUAAUCGUGUUGGGCCAGCUACCAAAGACAAACAUUGCCAUCUUCUGUGAAACUAGAGCGGAAUGGAUGAUUGUUGCCCAGGCUUGCUUCAUGAACAACUUUCAGCUUGUUACACUGUAUGCUACCCUAGGAGGCCCUGCAAUAGUGCACGGACUAAAUGAAACUGAGGUGACAACUAUUGUUACUAGCAAAGAACUGAUGGAGACAAAAUUGAAGAGUAUUGCUUCUCAGGUUCCUCUACUCCGGCAUAUUAUUACUGUGGAUGGUAAACCAGCAUCAUGGCCAGAAUUCCCAAAGGGUGUAAUUGUUCACACUAUGACAUCCGUUCAAGCAAUGGGAGAGAAAGUAGGAAAUGUAUCUAUCAACAAACAGAAGUUGAAAGCACUACCGUCAGACAUUGCUGUAAUUAUGUAUACCAGUGGUUCUACAGGAAUUCCAAAAGGUGUUAUGAUCUCUCAUUGCAACCUUAUUUCUGGUAUAACUGGGAUGGCUGAAAGGAUACCUAAUCUGGGAGAUAAGGAUGUUUACAUUGGCUAUUUACCUCUUGCUCAUGUUCUGGAAUUAAGUGCCGAACUUGUUUGUUUGUCCCAUGGAUGCCGCAUUGGUUACUCUUCACCACAGACUUUAGGUGAUCAGUCCUCUAAAAUAAAGAAAGGAAGCAAAGGUGAUGUUUCUGUACUAAAGCCAACUCUGAUGGCAGCUGUGCCGGAAAUCAUGGAUCGAAUCUACAAAAACGUCAUGCAUCGGGUUAAUGAAAUGUCCUGUUUCCAAAGGAAUCUGUUUAUAUUAGCUUACAAUUACAAGAUGGAGCAGAUUUCAAAAGGCUACUCUACUCCAUUGUGUGACAGUCUUGUUUUCCGAAAAGUCCGGACGCUGCUAGGUGGGAAGAUUCGAGUUUUGUUAUGUGGAGGAGCUCCACUUUCUGCGGCUACUCAAAGAUUCAUGAACAUUUGUUUUUGUUGCCCUGUUGGACAGGGCUAUGGCUUAACAGAAUCCUCUGGGGCUGGAACAAUAACAGAAGUUUGGGAUUACACAACAGGCAGAGUGGGAGCACCCUUAGUUUGCUGUGAGAUCAAACUAGUGAACUGGAGAGAAGGUGGAUACUUUAACACAGAUAAACCAUAUCCUAGAGGAGAGAUUGUUAUUGGAGGCCAAAAUAUAACGAUGGGGUACUACAAAAAUGAAGAAAGAACACAAAACGAUUUCAUGGUAGAUGAGAAUGGACAGAGAUGGCUCUUCACUGGAGACAUUGGAGAAUUCCACUCAGAUGGAAGUCUAAAAAUUAUUGAUCGUAAAAAAGACCUUGUGAAACUUCAAGCAGGAGAAUAUGUUUCUCUUGGUAAAGUGGAAGCGGCUUUGAAGAAUCUUCCAUUGGUGGAAAAUAUUUGUGUAUAUGCAAGCAGUUUCCAGUCUUAUGUCAUUGGAUUUAUUGUGCCAAAUCAUAAAGAACUUAAAGAGUUAGCACGAAAGAAAGGAUUCAAAGGAAGCAUAGAAGAGCUAUGUAACAGUGCGGAAAUGGAGAAAGAAGUCCAAAAGCUUUUGGCUGAGGCUGGUAUUAUAGCUAAUCUUGAGAAAUUUGAAAUCCCACUCAAAAUUCGUUUGAGCCCUGAACAUUGGACCCCAGAGACGGGCUUGGUGACAGAAGCCUUCAAAUUAAAACGUAAAGAGCUGACAACAUACUACCAGGAAGACAUUAAUCGAAUGUAUGGAACAAAAGUGAAAUAAACUCACAUCUCACCCCUUUGUCCUUCUUCUUUUUUUUUGACACCACUUUGAUACGGUGAGCUCAGAUCAAAUAGGAAAUACUUGAAUCAUAUGUCUCAUCACUUGGGACCAACAUGAAAACAUCUUUACACAUUUUCAGAUUAUGCUGUUAUUUCUGAUAAUAUCAAUAUCUUUAACUGGCAGAAUAAGUAAAAUGUUAAGACAGCAAACUUGUGUCUGUCUUCUUUUCCCACUCAGUUUCCUCUGCUGUUUUGACAGUGUGUGGGUUUUCCUAAAUGUCCUUUUGGGCAAACAUGAUUUUAAAGCCUCAAGUUUUUAAACCUGAUUUAUAAAUCCUGUAUAAUAUUCUGUUUGUAACUUUUUCAAGUUUGGCUUCAUAGAGGGAAAACUUGGCUAUAAAAGAAAUGAUUAGUUGGGGGGCUUUUUUUACAUAUGUAUUUAAAUAUUAAAGAAGUAUCAAUGUGAAAUUAUGUACAAUGAAAUGACUUACAGGUGAAAAUCAUUGUUGGCCAGAAGACCAGAUUAUUUGUUGCUGUGCAAUUGUUUUGUAUAAAAUUGCAAGAGAAAUAGUCUGACAUUCUGACUUAUAAAAUAACAGCUGGAGUAUGUGCCUGACAAUUUCCUCCUACAUAUAUAUUUUAUUUUUAUCUGAAUAAAAGAAAAAUGGGCAUAGAAAGGCACUGUAUAUAUGGGAGCAUACCUGCAGGAUAAGCAAUAUUAAGGCUUUAAUCAUGCAAAGUAUGCUCUAACACAGCAAAUGUUAUACUUGUGAAUAAUCUGUCUAACAGAGGUAAUUCACUUUUCAAAAUGUAUUGUGGCCAUUUUUUUUAAAGAAACCGAAUUGCUGAAACUAGUGAGAACUCAGUUUUAAAUGAAUUACUUUCUGAUUGGCAGUGUCCAUUUCUAAAAUGGGACUUCUUCUUGUGUUGAUUUUGUCUGCUUCUCCAUUCAGGUUUCUUCUCUUUAUGUAGCUAUAUAUGUGUGAGCAUGUGAGUGUGAAUGUAAAUCAACAGUUAUAAACCCCUUAAAGGCAAACUAAAGCCCAAACAUUUUAAAAACACAGUUUGUAUGCCCAUUUCCUGCAUAAGCUCUGCCAACAUGGGACUAUGCAUUCUUGUGUGCCUCUCUUUUGGAGCGGGGCAUGGUCUUGUACGAGAUAAGUUGAUUGUUGUUUGUGUGUUUGAAGAACAGUAUUGUACUGAUGGCAAUUGUAUACUCUUACUUUCCUCACUGUUGUGAAUGGUGAUAGAAAUGAUUGUUUUUAUUACCCUAUUGUUGGAGUCUUGUUCAUAAGGAGAGUUAGCAAAACUAAACCUCGGGUGAUUUUUUUAAUAUAAAAUAAUCUUCCAAGUUAACUGUACUUGAGAUCCUGAUCUGAGUCGCUUUGUUUGUUUGCUACUUUACUGUUGUCCCAAACUUUUGAAUUUGAAAAUGAGAACUGUUAUGUAGGCUCUUAGUCAUGUUACUGUGAAGCUUUUGAUUUUAAUUGCUUUGCUCUGGUAAAGAGCUCAGAAAAGUUAGUCUUAUUGAACUAUAGCUUGCAGAAUCCACCCCCCCCCCCCAGCAUGGGUAGAAGACUUGCUGUCAGUUCUGAGAGCUAUGGUCCAAAAAAGUAACUUUUGCAAACUCUCCUAGUUCACAUAGAUACACGUGACAGUUCUGAUAGGUGGCCUGGAAAAUUUUGGAUAGCAGUGAAGAACCUGCUGGUGAGGGACACACACAUUUUCUCCUGAUCUUCAAGAGUUGUGCAAUCCCGGUGGUUUCAGCAUCUGAGAGCUACAUAAUGAUGAUGUGCUGAAGGUUUAGGGGAAGGACUAACCUUGUUUGGCCAGGGGUACCCUUUGGCUAUCUGUUGCAGUAAGAGAAAAAUAAUUGCUAUAGGCAAUGUGAGGAAAAUAAAAUGUAUGUUUGGUAAAGACUUUAAUCUGAAAGCCUUUAUAUCUUUACCUAUAAAAUUACAAAAAUGGUGGACUUUAAAUAUAUAACUUGGCAAUGGUCACUAAAAAGGCUAUGGACGCCAACCAGAAGUAUUUGACUCCUAGUAAUUUCCAGUGUCUCCCCAAUGAAAACAUUUGGACUUUAAUAUGCUUAAUUUAAUUUAUGUCUUUCAUGGAAAACAUAAAUGCUUAACUAUCGCUUGAUUGUGGAUGUUCUGUACUUGAAGUAAUAGCUUUAAUUUGGGGGGAAACUUGAUUGCAUCGUACGUGGAAAAGACAUUAUUGAAAUGUGCAUAAAUGGAUGCAACACAUGGAGAAAUGUGAAAUAGUUUAUUCAUUCAUGGUUGAAAUUAAUUGAUUCAUCAGAUGAAGAUAUUGCUGUAUUCCCAUAGUUAGUCUUUGCAUUGGAUUUCACUUUUUGAGAAUGUUAUUAUUGCACAAUGAAAUUAAUUUGAUUACAUGAACUGUCUAAAUUUUUCAGAGGAACAAGAUUCAUCCAAUCAAAUUGAUAAUUGGUUUGUGAAUUUCCCUCUAAACAUUACUUUGAAUAUAAUUAAAAACUGGCAUUUAUGUUAUUUUAGAAGUAAGAAUUCAUAUGAAGAACAACAUUUGUUUCUUGAAUGUCUGGAUUUCACAUGUAUCAAGUUCCUAUAUUGUUUUAAAUUAUUGUGCAAUUCAUUUUUUUCUGGUGAUUGAAUUCAUGUCAUGAUCCAUAACUAUUACUUCUGUUGUUUGAACUUACUGAUUCAGCCCUUGUCACUAAUGAUGUUGGAGUUUUUCAUCAAAUAACUAUAUCUUUGAACAUCCUGACAACAAAUUAGUCUUCUAAGCAGCACGGAGCAAUACCCAUUAGAAUAAAUUGUAUUUGACAGAUGUUUUUGUAUACAGUAAAGAUACCAAGUGGCCUAACUUACUGUUACCUGGAUUCUUUUUCUCUCUUUUUAAUUUCCAUGCAUGGCUUUCAUGUUUGUAGUUCUUUUUGGUUUUUAGGUUCAGGUACUAAGUAAAGCAGAGAACCAAAAUAAAAGGGACUCCUCUGGCCCAUAAACAGACUUUGAUAACCAAAAUCAAAGUGCAGGACUUGCUUGCAGUUUUCUUUGUUUCUGUUGAGAACGUUGUCUGAUCCCUGUGGCUGUAUGUUAUGUUGGCUUCUCUUGGGAACCAGAAAAUAGAAGAAAUCAUAAGUAGGCGCUUUUUCAGCAACUAGUCCUAAAACAUAUUUCUUUUCUGUUGUAGUUGCUAAACCUUUAAGGUUUGUUACUGAAUGAAGUUCCUGAAAAUUGAAUAAAAGUAUACAUUAUAUGGCAGAUGUGUGUAACAACCUCUUUAAUGUUUUUGAAUGAAAGAUAGCUAUAGAAAGCUUCAAUCAUUACUACGUGGCAAAGGGAAGCGUUCUAGUUUUUUUUUCCUGCUACCCUUCCUCCCCUUCUGUAUAGGUAGAAAAAUAUUCUUUUGAAAAGCCACAAGGCAUUUUUGCAUUAGAAAAUAGCCAUAGUAGAAAAUUUUCAGCUGUUCUUCAGCCUGCUGUUCUUCUGGUUCUUCUCAAUUUUUCAAAAAGGCACAACGUAGCCAUACAUACUUGCUGUCAAUUCACUGAACCUUAAGACUAUCAACCUUUAGGCUUCUGGGUGUUAUGGACUUAAUCUCCUAGAGCAGACAUUUAUGUCGAGGAUUCUGAAAGUUGAAGCUCAAAACAUUUGAUGGACCAAGAGCUAAGAAUCAUCACCUUAGGCCAUUAGCACACUUGGGACAAUUCAUGUAUGACCCCUUUCAUACCCACUGGUUGCCAUGGUAAAGUCUUCCACCAUGGUCCAUCUCCAUGCUGCUGCGAUAAACUUCCAAUAAUACAUUAGUGUAGUGGGGGGGGGGGGGGGCUGUCAUGUAGAUUCUAUUGUCCAGUUGCACACUGUAAGCAGGAUGUGUAGCAACACUGCUGCUGUGCAGAAGAACAUGGCCCCUGUGAUGACCGUGGAUAUGAGAAGGAGAUUGAUUAUAGUUCUCUCCAUUAACAACACUUGGGAAAUAUAUCCUUAAGGGCACCAAAAUGUGAAGAUAUGUCUCAUUUUUCACACAGCAACAGUUCUGGAUUAAAACUUAAAACAUAGUUGACCUCAGAUAUUGCAUGUUUUCUGCAGGAAGGAGAAACGUGUGUGUUUGUGUUUGUGUGUGUCUGUGUGCGCGUGCGUGUAAAUGGCUUUAAAAGAGAUUGAUUAUGCCCUUUAUGUCCAACUUUUCAUUCCUUUUACCAAGACUUGUGACGGAGCGCCAUACAAAUUCCAUCAGAAGGCAUACAGCAGCAGUGAUUGUACUUUUUAUAUCAGGAAAUAUGUUAAAUACUCUUCUUGCUGCUGUUGCAGUUUACAGAGAAUGCAUAUAUUUACCUCAAGGGGAAGCUGUUUUUAGCAGUAAAAUAUUUUGCUGAAGUUAAAAGCUAAAAGCAGUGUGCAAUUAUUAUUCAAGAGGAAGCCUAUACAUGUACUGUGUGGCUUUCACUUUAAAACAAAGGUUUUGUCCUGUUAAAGCUUAAGAUCUUAUGUAGCAACUUCAUCAGAAUAGGAAAUCCUUAGAAAAUAACUGUUUGCUGCAAAUUGCACAAGCUUGGGUUUUUUCUUCCUGCUUUAGACUUCCACUUCACCCAUUUGACUUUUUAAAAAAAUAUAUUUUAAAUUAUAUGUAAUGUGUGUAUUCUUCUGGGCUUGUGAGAAACUUGUUUGUGUCUGUUGUCUUCUAAACUGGCAAAAGGAGGGAACUUUUUAAAAGGUUAUAAACAUAUUAGACCAUGCUGAAAAUGUAACUGGAUAACCAGUUGUUUGUUAUAGUAAUUGGUUAUUUAAUGUAAAUUCAUUGAUCUUGGUUGUUGUUUUGAACUGCCUGAAAUGUGUCUAUCAUAACUGAGUUAUAUUGUAUGAAUUAUUUAUUUGUAAUUGGACAUUUACACUUCAAAAAUUAAAAUUGAGUUUCACAAGUUAA
Molecule: messenger RNA, 7516 nt
Organism: Anolis carolinensis (green anole)
Lineage: Eukaryota; Metazoa; Chordata; Lepidosauria; Squamata; Anolidae
Gene: acsl3
Product: acyl-CoA synthetase long chain family member 3
Exons: 17
Coding region: 453-2609 (718 amino acids)
Biological process (GO): long-chain fatty-acyl-CoA metabolic process; neuron differentiation; long-chain fatty acid metabolic process
Cellular component (GO): lipid droplet; plasma membrane; endoplasmic reticulum
Molecular function (GO): long-chain fatty acid-CoA ligase activity
Source: RefSeq, a predicted model, not a curated record